UGCUACCUCUCUCUUCUUCUAGCCGCGCCGAAAUUUCUCUCUCUCUGAUCACUCUCUCCCGCGCUCCCGCCUUUCUCGUCUCUCCUUGUCUCUCUUUUUCUCUUUCGUUUCAUUGCUCCCCCAUAGUUUUCUUUCCUUCACUCCCUCGCCUUUCUACAUUACUCUCUCUGGCCUCCUCUGCUUCUUCCCUUCGUGGGCCUGCUGCAUUUUCUGUCUCUGUUCGUCUCCUCUGACCCGUGUUCUGUAAUCAUUUUGUUUCCUUGUUCUUAUGGGAUCUUUGAGGUGAUGCUGUUUCUGGGUUUGGAAAUUCAAGUUCAUUUGCGCAUUUUCUUGGUGCUCUUUGAACAUAGUGUCAUUCCUGAACCAUUGGUGGACCUCUAUCUGCACUAGACAAUGGAUUAAAGAAAAUGCUGCACGUAUUAAGUAGGAGAUUUUCAUGGUAAACUCAUGUGGGAAGGGCAGGGGGAGGAGCUAGUGUGGUGAACCGUUUCUGGGAAUGGAAACUCAUAGCAAAGCGAAGUGCCGGGAGGAUUUAGAGGUUGAUAUAAUUGAAUGUUCAAAUAAAACUGAUCCCAAAUUUUGUGGGAAAGAAGACCCUGAUGCAACUGAAUAUUCAAGCUCAUUUGCUGAGACAUCUGAUACAGACAAUUGUGCAGAAUUCAACGAAGGAGAAGUAGAAACUCAAUUUUUUGGAGACAUUGGCUUACCACCCGCAUUUGGUUCAUUUAGCAGUGCACUUCCAAUAAGGAAGAGGAAGUUAACAAAUCACUGGCAAAAUUUCAUCCGCCCUCUAAUGUGGCGCUGCAAAUGGACAGAAUUAAGAAUUAAAGAAAUUGAGUCACAGGCAUUGAAAUAUUCCAGAGCACUUGCAGUAUAUGAACAAGGAAAGAAUUUAGGCCUUGAUCCAACAAUGGAGGAUUUUUCUUCAAAAGCAUUUCCAUUUUCUAGCCCAUAUUAUAGAAGAAAGGCAAUGAAGAGAAGAAAACGAAAGAGAGCUGAAGAUACAAAUGAUAUAUCAUCCUAUAUGUCACAGCAUAACCUUUUUUCCUACUAUGAAAAUAAGAAAGCUGAACUAGAUGGUACUUCUGUAGCCGAUGAAUUUGCUAAUCCAGUGAAAAUAGAGAAAAAUGCUGAUUGUGAUGACAAAUUUGGGAUUAAUAAUGACUCUGUUCUCGAGUUCAGAGACACUAAUAGUUCUUUGGAGCAAGUGCUCUGGAAAAUUGAGGUGGUGCACUCUCGACUUCACAAGCUAAAGGGUCAAAUGGAUAAGGUGAUGUCCAAAAAUGCUUCAAAAUUUUCUUCCUCAGAGAAUCUGAGCCUUCUUGCACCUUGUGAGGCACAGACCAGCUCUGCCCCUACUCCUACGUUCUCAGCUGGUAAUGGAGAAUUAUCAGUUGGAGUUAUGGGCGCCUCAACUCAACAUAUAUCAGAGUGUGAUAUUGGUGAGCUGAUGAAGCCUGAAAGUGCUAUUUCAAGCUAUGGGGAGGCAAUACUAGUCCCUGAUAUUAUUGAAAGUACAGUAGGUCUCUUGACUGCUACAGAGGUUUCAAUUCCGCUACCACAAAUUGGGGAUUCAACCGAGGAUAUUGUUACUAAUGUGCUGAUACACAAUGAGUUGGCUGAGGCAGAGAGAAACACACAUGACACGAUUGUUGCACAGCCCGUGGAAAAACAUGAAGAACCAGAAAAAGGCAAGCAAAGUGAAGGUACCAGUCUCAGCUCAGUUCCAACUACACAACCUGAUCCUAUGGGAAAAGCUUUGGUCUCUGACGAACAAUCAGCUCUUAAAAAAUGUUUAGCUUCAGAUAUCAACUUUCCUAGGAACAAGAGAAAGAGAGGGGAAAGAAAAGCAGGUCCAGGUAGUUGGAACAAGAAGCAUUCGAGCGAACCCGAUAGCCAGUAAGUGAUUUUAGAGUGAUUUUAGCUGUCUUUUAGAGGAUCUGUAGCUGGUCAGACGUAAAAUUUCCACUUUGCCAUUAACGACUGGCAUAGGUACAGAAUGACCACUGAUCAGGUUAGUCUUAUUAAGCAACUUCCAGUGUGAAGCAGCUCUUAGUUGUUGCUGCUGCCACAAUGUGUUAGAGAGAGAUUCUGAGUUUUACCCUUGUGUAAGUUGUCUGUAUCAUGUUUACUGGGAACUGAUCCUGAUCUCUCUCAUACGUCGUAUUAGAUCUCAAUAAGAUAACUUUUACCAACUCUUUUUACCUUGAAUUACUGUUUUACUUGAAUAAAUCAUGCUCUUAAAGAUUUGUCUGGAAUUCAUUUUUUAGUUAGAAGAUAGUUCUGAUUCAAUUGAAAUUGUAUGUUCAAGACUUUCUAAGAUCGUGUGUUUGGGAUAUCAAUUAUUAUCAUACAAGCUAUUAUAAUCAUUGUCUUGCUCUUUUCAGCAACUUCAUAGGCUGAAUAUGAUAAUGAUUCUCGUCAUAAACUGCAUCAUGAUGCCACCAUACUUUGCUGAGCAGGUCACAAACUGCAUCAUGAAAUACCAGGUCAUGAAUCCACUCUAUCAUCUUGAGCAAUUUAGAUGAACAUAAUCAGGUUAGUAUAUGGUUAAGAAUCAUUUUUUGAGCUGAAAAGACAUUGAGCUAGAGAUUUGAUAUAAAAGUAUCUUGAUAUUUGGCUGGUGAUUCACAUCAUUCUGCUUUUUGACUGCUAAACUUAGAUUAUUAUGUCUCUGUAUAGAGUUGUUUUUGGACGGUUAACCGAAAGAUUCGUUUCUUCCAUCUACUUUGUGUUGGUCAUUCAUUAAUGUCUAGAAAUCAUGAUCAAAUUUGGGUCACUUUUUUUAAGGUGAAGUGUACGAAAAGAUCUGAGCUUUUCAUUCAGUAAAAGAUAGGUUUGAUGAGAUUUUGAUCGUCUCGUUUUCAUCCACACAUUGAUUCAUUACAAUUUAUAUGUUUUGUAUUUGUGUUCAUAUUUUGGUUUUGAGCAAUAAAUUUGCUCACAUUCUAAAUUUUUAAUGCCAAAAGAUUGAAUCAGAGACUUUGGGAUUUGGGGUUCUCUGCAAAACCUUGGAAUUUGCAACAACAGCUUUAUUAAAUUUUCACCAGAAGUAAGAGGCAGGGAGUUGGUAACGAUGGACUUUAUCAAAUAAGCCAUGGAACCAAUGAACCCUCAUACUUUUCUAGUUUCUAACCAUUUUUUUUUCUGUAAACGUCUGAGUUCGAGAUAGAUUAACGACUAGUUGAUGUGUUGUUUAGUAGAUGAAUGAUUUGCUUGACUCAACAUUGAAAGUUUAGAUAUUCAGAAGACCUGGAGGCUGUUGGAGAAUUCAACUCCUAACACACCUGGAGGCUUUUGGGGAAUUCAACCCCUAAUACUGCAAGCCCUUCAAAAGAAAAGACUGGAGGCUUCGUUCGGCCUAACACAGCAAGCACUCCAAAAGGUAAGGUUCGGGACUUGGAGGCUGAUGAGGAAAUCAACCCCUAGCACAGCGCACUCUUAAAGGCUCGGCAGAGAGAAAGAGAGAGGGCCUGAAAAUGAGGAAAGAUUGGCUACUAGAAUUUGAUCUUUGGCAUCAUAUCUAUAUCUAAAUCUGUAAAGCAAACCAACAAAACUCUGGUCGUUAAACCCUAUAACUAGGGUUUGUCUUUGCACGCCAAUCUCUUGUCGAGAAAAACUCGUAAACCGAGGUGACAAUUUGAGACAAGGAAGGAGAAAGAAAGCAAAUGGAGGAGAGGAGAGGAGAGGAGAGGAGAGGAGAGGAGAGGAGGAGGAGGGUACUAAAAACCCCAAGGAUAAAAGUAAAAAAGUAAAAAUUGAAAAGAGUUUGUUGUUGUUAUGUACCAAACAUGUAAGUUAUGGGGUGACAGGCUUUGCUAUUAUUUUGUGUUGACAAAAGGGACAUUUUUCUUUUUCUUG
Molecule: messenger RNA, 3861 nt
Organism: Cucurbita maxima (winter squash)
Lineage: Eukaryota; Viridiplantae; Streptophyta; Magnoliopsida; Cucurbitales; Cucurbitaceae
Exons: 6
Coding region: 497-1903 (468 amino acids)
Source: RefSeq, a predicted model, not a curated record